Molecule: messenger RNA, 447 nt
Organism: Pieris macdunnoughi
Lineage: Eukaryota; Metazoa; Arthropoda; Insecta; Lepidoptera; Pieridae
Source: the annotation of a GenBank genome assembly
AUGGCAUCUAUGGUUACGUCUUGGAGCCCCAAUAAAAAGCAUACUGAUGUGGAAAGAUGGAUAUGUAUAUAUCCUGCCUACAUCAACUGUAAGAAAACUCUAGCUGAAGGACGCCGUUUACCGAAGUCAAUUUGUGUUGAAAAUCCUACUUACCAAGAGAUGAGAGAUGUGCUUUUACCUUCAGGACUACACAUUGGUGUUGAAAACAAGUUAUACCCACGCGAACGUAGCAAAGAAAUAUUAUACAGAGGAAGACUGAGAGUAGAAAUUAAAAAUGAUGAUGGUACACCUAUCAAACCAGAAUUUUCUACUAGGGAAGAUGUGAUGAAAUAUCUAGUGGAAACAAUUCCUAAACUUAAAACUAGACAAAACAGACCAGCUGAACAGCAACCCCAGCCUGCAGUGCAAGCAAUAAAUAAAAGCAAAGGAAAGAAAGGCCGUCGAUGA